AAUUGGGGUCUAACCUUGCAUUAUUACUCAUUCAGGUGAAGUUAGCAACUAGCAAUCAGUGUUCAUUGCUUCACAUUUCUGUGUGUAAAUCUCUUCUUAGCUUCUGAAUAUGUCUAGCUGUGGGUGCGGAAGUGACUGCAAGUGCGGCAGCGGCUGCAGCUGCAAUAAGUACUCUGGCUUGAGCUAUGCCGAGGCCACAACCACAGAGACUGUGGUUAUGGGCGUUGCUCCUGUGAAGGUCCAGUUCGAUGGAGCUGAAAUGGGUGUUGCUGCUGAGAACGGUGGCUGCAAGUGCGGAUCAAACUGCACAUGCGACCCCUGCAACUGCAAGUGAGGUGCAGCUGAUGAAAGCUUGAUGCAGAGACGAAAGCAAUAUAUGUAGCAACAGUUAAAACAUAAUAAGAAAGUACAUGUUUGUUUCGUGUUUUAGAAUAAAGUGGCCAUGGCUCACCUGCAGCUAAUUCUAUUGUUCUAGGAUUUGUUGAGUGUGUCUUAAGCUAUGAUUACUUUGUGUUUGGUUGGUCUUGUAUAACGUUUAGCUUUUCUGAGCUAAUCUGUAUCACUAAUCUCUGCUUAUAAAUGGAACACUGUUAUGUUACAUGAAUAAAGGGUUUGUUGAUUUA
Gastrolobium bilobum is the source of this 623-nucleotide messenger RNA. RefSeq names its product metallothionein-like protein 1. Gene Ontology annotation, molecular function: metal ion binding. The transcript is spliced from 2 exons. NCBI's taxonomy places the organism in Eukaryota, Viridiplantae, Streptophyta, Magnoliopsida, Fabales, Fabaceae. The coding region runs from base 110 to 334 and encodes 74 amino acids. The record is from RefSeq and is a predicted model, not a curated record.